AGUGCGCGCAUUGCCAUGUGGGUGCAUUUCGGAAGAAAGCCAGUUGGCCUGACUAUUUAUAGGACAACUGAAGAAGAAGUCGCAGGAGUUAGUUGGACAUUUUGGGCUAUUUGUGGUUGUCGUGUAAACAAUACAAUUAUUUAAACGGUCGGUAGCCUAUCACUGGUGAUUCAAUCGAUAUGCCAGUGACGCAAGGUCGAUCCAGGAGGGAACGGAACAAUGUUCUGAACCGACCCGAGUUCAUGUCACUGAACCAGCCGUUACGGACUAAUAAUGCUGAAGUUCGCGGCGGGUCCGGACGGAAACCCGCCAAUAAACACCCGCAGAGUCAACACCACGCGCCUGAGACCGCGCAGCCGGAGACGCCGGAGAAUAACACUGACCGGCGGGAAUCGAUCAAACUACCAGAGGAGGACUGCAUGCUGCUCAAUCCAUCUUUCAAAGUGAUCGCUAUGAACUCACUCUUCGCUAUUGACAUCUGCCUAUCCAAGAGACUCGGGGUGUGCGCGCGCACCUCCUCCUCCUGGGGCAGUAUGCGCUCCAUGGUGAAGCUGCUCGCGCUGACCGGGCACGCGAUCCCCUGGGUGAUCGGCACGAUCUGGAGCCUGACCAGGAGCAACACGUUGGCAGGGCAAGAGGUUCUGAUUAACUUGCUUCUGGCCCUCCUGCUAGACAUCAUGACCGUGGCGGGCGUGCAGAAACUGGUGAAGCGCAAAGGACCCUGGGAGAUGCCGCCCAGCUUCAUGGACUACCUGGCCAUGGACGUGUACUCGUUCCCCGCGGCCCACGCCAGCCGGGCGGCCAUGGUGUCCAAGUUCCUGCUGGCGCACCUGGUUCUGGCGGUGCCGCUGCGCAUCCUCCUGAUGCUGUGGUGCGUCCUGGUGGGCGUGUCCCGCAUCCUCCUGGGCCGGCACCACCUGACCGACGUGGGCUGCGGCUUCGCUCUGGGCUACCUGCACUUCACCCUGGUGGAGAUGAUGUGGCUCAGCACCAGCACCUGCAAGGCCCUCAUCUCCCUGGGCACCUUCAGCUGGAUGCCCCUCUAUUAGCCAACCUCUCCUCUUUAACACUGGCAGCACUAUAUCCAAACCCCAGCAACAGUCUGGCCUUGCGUUUGUUUGUUUGUUUGUUUGUUUGUUUGUUUGUUUGUUUGUUUGUUUGUUUGUUUGUUUGUUGGUUUGUUUGUUUGUUUGUUUUUCCCCCGUAGGGAUUCUGUUAAGCCCCAUCUGUUACCCUGUUGUACCACAUUCUAAUUUUGUUGAUACCAACUGACAGCAAUUCAAAAUGUCUGAUCAUAUACUGAUUGAUCAUAUACGUACAGUACUUAUUGAUCGUAUACUUUAUUGAUUAUAUACUCAUUGACAGAGAGAUGGAAAUUCUGCUUCUUAAUCAACCGUUUACUGUAAGCGGGGUUGGAAAGGUUACUUUUGAAAUGUAAAAGGUUAUAGAUUACUAGUUCACCCUGUUAAAAUGUAAUAAUUAAUGGAACUACUUUAAUCACUCCAUCAAAGUAAUGGAUACUUAAUACAUUUAAUUACUUUUGGUUUAUUUUUGAUUGGCAGAUGACAGGUGGUGCGAAUUCAAACAAAAGAACCAAUCAAAGAGCGCAUACUGCCAAAUGAACGGAGCUUGUUUACACAGCAAACAGAGGCAACAACAACAGAAUGAAUGUUAUAUACUAUGCAUAGAAAAGAAAAGAAUAUAUUCAGACGUAACCCCUUCUCUAUGUCUAUUCUUCUCUCAGUGUUUAUUCUCAUGAUAUAAGCACAGUUUUGGAUGGCCUUAUGUUGUUUGGACUGUUUGGACAGUUUCAAAAGGCCAGGCUUCAAACGUCUGGCUGGCGACUGGCUUGAUGUGAAGGAAGCGCUGUCGUGUCUGUAAAUGACUUGUGUAACUACUCAGGGACUUACACUGCUGAAGCAUUUUAACAUUGGUUGGACAUAAAAUUGUAUUCUGAA
Molecule: messenger RNA, 1958 nt
Organism: Clupea harengus (Atlantic herring)
Lineage: Eukaryota; Metazoa; Chordata; Actinopteri; Clupeiformes; Clupeidae
Gene: plpp7a
Product: phospholipid phosphatase 7a (inactive)
Cellular component (GO): nuclear envelope
Molecular function (GO): sphingosine-1-phosphate phosphatase activity
Source: RefSeq, a predicted model, not a curated record